AUGGCGGAACUUCGAGCGCAGAACGCCCCGCCAACACCCGCGGAAACUUUAGAGGGCGAACUUACACUCCCCGCUAUGGCGGAGCUGGCGCAAGCCGCGGGUUUCUCAUCCGCGCAAGCUCCGCGCACGCUGUGCUCUCAGUGUCAGCAGGACCCUGCCAAGUACAGGUGUCCUGGCUGUAGUGCUGCCACGUGUAGCGUGCCGUGCGUUAAGGCGCACAAGGCGGCGAGCGGAUGCACGGGGAAGCGCAAUCGCGCGGAAUUUGUUCCUAUAGGAAAGUUCGACGACAACCAGCUUGUGUCAGACCUGCGUUUCCUGGAAGAUGCGUUGCUGCAGUAUGACGUGGCGAAGCGCACUCGCACUGCUCUAGGGGUCCGCUACGAGGCACAGGUGGGAAAGCAUUGGGGCCGAAUGCAGCAGACAGCCAGGCAGAGGGGCGUGCAGCUGCUGCUGAUGCCACCAGGCAUGUCCAAACGGAAGGCCAACCGAACCUACUUCCAACACAGGUAUGCUACCAAUUGUGCCCUCCUUUCAGCUGCUGCUGAUGCUGCCAGGCAUGUCCAAACACAAGGCCAACCGCACCUACUUUCAGCACAGGUGUGUGUUGCAACCACAACAGGUAUGCUACCAAUUGUGCCCUCCUUUCAGCUGCUGCUGAUGCUGCCAGGCAUGUCCAAACACAAGGCCAACCGCACCUACUUUCAGCACAGGUGUGUGUUGCAACCACAACAGGCCAGGCAUAUGCAGCUGCAGCAGACAGCCAAGCAAAGGGGUGUGCAGCUGCUGCUGAUGCCGCCAGGAAUGUCCAAGCGCAAGGCCAACCGAACCUACUUUCAACACAGCAUCAACAGCCGCAUGCAUGCUAUUAACCUGUGCUUCUGUGUGGACAUGGGCAUGUUGGUGCAUGUGCUCACCACGGGAAGCGAUGCAUCAUGUGGCAUCCAGGAGGAGGAGAAGCGCAACGCAAGCUUGCUGCAGAUCGCUCCGCCAUCAACUGGCACUCGUUCGUCGGCAGCAUUCGCCGCGUCCUUCAAGACGCCUUCGUCGGACCCUACUGCGUCCUUGACGUUCUCCUUCGCCGUCCGCAGGCUCUCCAACCGACCGCACCCAAUCACCCUGGCGAACCUCCUCCCCUCCCCCCCCCACCCUGGCCCCCCUCCUCCUAAGCCUAACCUGACCGUGGCUGCUACCCCCGAGCUUCAGGCUGCUGCGGACGCCACCUUCCUCCACAACCGCAAGGCCGACCAUGACGUUGCUCUCCUCAACUAUGAAUUUGCCUCAUCAGAGCGUUCCACUCACCUGGAGUUGAUUGCGGAGUACAACACCUCCAUGGCGGCUUAUGUCCCCAACAGCAUCGCCUGGGCCGCUGCCGACAACCGCACUUGCACCAUCCUCCUUGGUGCUCUCCCUGACGCCCUUAUGUGCCGCUUCCAAGCUCGCGAGAUGCGCGCUCACUUAAUUUGGACAGAGCUCCAGUCUAUGUUUGAGCGUCGCGACAUCAGCUCUGUUGGCGUUCUAUUCCAGGAGUAUUUCUCCAUCACCCUUGCCACCUGCGACGGCGCAGUCGACUAUGUCGGGCGCAUGCAGGAGGUUGCCGAUCGCCUUGCCGCUCGCCAGGCUGCCCCUUCCGAGCCCCUGCAGAUCCACCGUCUGCUCUUCAACCUCACGCCAGACUAUGAGUCCCGCCUUCACGCCUUCACCGAGGCAAACCCCUUGGCUGGCCUCCUCGAAGUGACGCAGUGGAUCAUUGACACGGAGGUCAAGCUCCGCACCCCCAUUGUCAACCUCACCACCACUCACUCCUCCUCCGCCUCCCUCAAUGCCACGCAACCGCGCACUCAGGGUGGUCGCAACGGCGGUAGCGGGGGUCGUGGAGGGGGUGGAGGUGGCAGUCGGGGUAGUGGCCGUGGUGGCCGUGGUGGUAAUGGAGGUGGUGGUGGUCCUAGUGGCCCCGCUCCCGGAGGCUCCUCUAGUGCUGGUGGAGCUCUCCAGCAGUUUCAGCAGCAGUAG
Closterium sp. Naga37s-1 is the source of this 2010-nucleotide messenger RNA. NCBI's taxonomy places the organism in Eukaryota, Viridiplantae, Streptophyta, Zygnematophyceae, Desmidiales, Closteriaceae. The record is from the annotation of a GenBank genome assembly.